AUGUGGUCCGUCCCGUUAUGGACCUACCCUCUCAUAGCAGCAUGUUCUUGGCUAGCAAUGCUCAUCAGCAUGCUGGCCUACUGGCUGGAGGCGGGAGAGCCGGUUUAUGAGACGAUGCGGGGAUCGCGGACAUUUCCGUUCAUAUCGGAUAUUGGAUCGCAGGAACCGAAGCCCGUGUUUGUCUUUGGGAGUUUCCUCACGAUGCUGUUUCUGAGUCUCUCGAUCAUUCUCAAGCAAUGGCCGAGGGAGAAAGACCAGAUCGUUCAGAGAUCACGAUACACGGGCCCGUUCUGCACAUAUCUGUCCAUUCUUUCUUCAAUCAUCGGGAGCAUGGCGCUGGUCCUAUCGGCGGUUUUUGAUAACAAUCAUUAUCGAACAUUGCAUGAUAAUACGUCAUUCAUUUUUAUAACCUCCUUCCUUCUUAGCGGAAUCUUCAUUUGCGCAGACUACAUCCAAGUCGGCAUCCACAGCAACUGGGACCACGAAGUCCUAGUCAAAAUCACCACAGUGCGACUCUUCAUCGUCAUCGUCGAACUUUUCCUUUCCCUCGCUUUCAAAUGGGCGUCUCUCAACACCAGCACGAAGCACCCAUCAGCCAUCCUCGAGUGGGUGGUCGCAUUCCUUUUUACCGGCCAUAUCCUCUGCUUCUUCGUCGACCUUCAUCCGCCAUUCCGCACUUACCUUCUGUACGAAUAUACAUCGUUACCCAUGUCCGAGAUCCCAUUCUGAGCGAUUGGUGGGACGUACGAAAAGAUAUAGAUUUACUUACUUACCUUCCUUUCUGAUUUCCUUAUGUGUUGGAGUCGCG
This is a messenger RNA of Aspergillus campestris IBT 28561, 808 nucleotides long. RefSeq names its product putative FK506 suppressor Sfk1. The transcript is spliced from 5 exons. The coding region runs from base 1 to 729 and encodes 242 amino acids. The record is from RefSeq and is a predicted model, not a curated record. Lineage: Eukaryota; Fungi; Ascomycota; Eurotiomycetes; Eurotiales; Aspergillaceae. Gene Ontology annotation, cellular component: plasma membrane.